This is a messenger RNA of Salvelinus fontinalis (brook trout), 5794 nucleotides long. RefSeq names its product golgin subfamily A member 6-like protein 22. Lineage: Eukaryota; Metazoa; Chordata; Actinopteri; Salmoniformes; Salmonidae. The coding region runs from base 189 to 4814 and encodes 1541 amino acids. The transcript is spliced from 5 exons. Gene Ontology annotation, biological process: regulation of apoptotic process. The record is from RefSeq and is a predicted model, not a curated record.
AGAAGAUAUCAAAUGUUUAUGAAACCUCUGCCUAUUUUCUUUCUCUACUGAUCUGGUACGACUGCAAAACCUACACCAACACCACAUCGGACAAGCAAACGGAAUAAAUUCUACUCACAGAUCGGUCACUACUAAGGCCAGUGAUCUCAUGGACAGCAGCCCCCUAAGGAACAUUGGAAGAGGCAAACAUGGCAAAAUCAAGAAACCACGUGGGGGACUUCUUGGAGGAGUUCAGAGAGCAGAUCAUUGCGCAGGUGAGAUUAUCUGGGCCCAUAGCAGACGCUGUGAUCUCACAACAUCUUAUCCCAGAAGAGCUGGCACACAGCGUCCGUGCAGCCCAGACCACACAAGACCAGAUGAGGGCGCUGUUUGAAGCCGUAGAGAGAGAGACACCUCAAACCAAACGUGCAUUCCAUCUGAUAUUGAAACGGAAAGAGCCUGAACUCAUGGACAAGCUAGAGAAGAGACAACGAAACAGUAAGAUGACACAGACAGGAUUGGAUCAAAGGUAUGGAGAUACCACAACAUUAGAGGACAAGACAACACCAAAACUUGGCAUACAGACAAAAAAGGAAUCUCUUAAGAGACGAAGACAAGAAACAAUGCAAGCAAUUGAGGAGAUUGAAAAACUUUGGGAGGGGUCAAGAUGGGAGAGAAAUGAAACGAACUACAUGAAAGCAAAGAUUAAGCAACAACAAGAUGAAAUAGAAAGGCUAAUGGCUGAGAAACAAGAGCAAAACACAAUGAUGGAGCUGAUGAGGAUGGAGAUACAGAAUGUGAAUGAAAAACUGAAACAGAACAUGGAGCAAUUAAAUGUAGAGAAAGACAGAAUACGACAAUUGUGGGCUGAUGUCCAAACAGAGAAAGACAUUCUGGAGAGAAGACACAAUGAGACCAUUAACGAGAGACAGAGUUUGGAAUUGAUCAAGUAUGAGACAUUGAGAGCAAAAGAGGAGAUGGAGCACUGCAAGGAAACUACAAAACAAGAGCAGGAGAAAAUGGAACAGAUUAAGGCUGACAUUCAGGGACAGAUAGAGGACAUGGAAAUCAGAAUUGCAGAAACCAAUCAAGUAAAAGAAAAAAUGGAAGCGAUGAAAGCCGAUGUACACCGGGAGCAAGGUCAGCUGGAGACAAAAAGAGAGGACAUUAAAAGACAAAAAGAACAAUUUGAGCAGAUUAAAUGUGAGAUAGACAAAGUAAAAGAAGAGAUGGAUCGAAGGUGGUAUGAAACUGAGCAAGAAGAGCUUGAGCAGAGAGCUAGGAUCCAGCAAGAGAAAGAGGAACUUGCAAAUGUAAAAGCUGAGCUGCAGAGAGCUAAAGAGGAGGUUGAUCAACACAGGGAGAAGACGAAGCAAGAGAAGGACCUGGUCAACAAAAUGAAAGCAGAGAUUCUUCGAGACAAGGAUUCACUUGAGAAGGACAAACAAGAAACAUUAAGAAAACAAAAGGAGUUGGAGCAGAUCAAGUAUACGAUUCAAAUGGACAAAGAGGAGAUUGAGCAAAACAGAGAGGAAGCAAAGCGAGAGAAUGAUAAGAUGGAACAGAGGGAAGCUGAACUGCAGAGACAAGUGGAAAAGAUCGAGAGAAAAAUUGAGGAGACAAAGCAAGAACAUGACCGAAUGGAAAACGUAAAAGCAGAGAUACAGAGGACGAAAGAAGCACUGGAGAAACAAAAAGAUGACACCAGGAGAGUGAAGGAGGAAAUGGAAAAAAGAAGGUAUGAGACUGUCAAGGAGGAGCUGGAGCAGAGAGCUGAAAUACAGAGACAGAGAGAAGAAGUGGAAAUGCUAAAGUCUGAAAUGCAGAAAGCCAAGGGCGUUGAAAAAAUACGAGAAAACCGAGCGAGAGAGGAAGCCAAAAAGUGGAGUGAAGAAGUAAAGCGACAGAGAGAUGGGAUCAAACAAUUGAGAGCUGAAGUUCAGAAGGAAAAAGACAACGUGGAGAGGAAAAAGCAAGAGACAAUGAGAGAGAGACAAGAAUUGGAGAGGAUUCAUUUUGAAACACUGAGAAUGAAAGAGGAGAAUGAGCAAAGCAGGGAGAUCACAAAACGAGAAAAGGACCAAAUGGAGCAGAUGAAAGUUAAUAUACAGAGACAGAUAGAAGAUAUCGAAGAUAAAGUUACAGAGACGAAACGAGCAAAAGACAAAAUUGAAGAAGUUAAAGCAGAGAUACAGAGACAACGUGAAGAUCUGGAGAGUAGAAGGGAAAAGACAGAGAAAGAGAGAGAGCAUUAUGAAGAGGUUAAGUAUGAGAUAACUCAAUUGAAAGAGGACAUGGAAAGGAAAUGGUGUGAAACAGAGAAAGAAGAGGUGGAACAGAGAGCAAGAGCACAGCAAGAGAAGGAAACACUUGAAAGGUUGACGAAGGAAAAACAGGAAGUGCGAGAGGAAAUAGAAAGAAACAAGGUGGAAACGCAACGAGAAAGAGAAAACCUGGAAAAAAUGAAAGCCAGUGUAAAAGACGAGAAAAACAUUGCAGAGAAAAUAUCCGAAGAGGCCAAACUAAAGAAUGAGGACUUAAUGGAAAUGGAGCGUAAACUUCAGGAAGAAAGGGAAGAGAUCAAGAGGAGCACGCAAGUCACAAAGCAAGAGAAGGAAGAGAUCGUAGAGAUGAAGGCUGAACUCCAAAGACAGAUGGCAGAAAUAGAGAACCGUGUGAAGGAGGCAAACAGAGCAAAAUAUGAGGUGGAUCAGGCAAAGGUGGUCGUACAAAAAGUGGAGUCCCAGCUGAAAAAGCAAAGAGAUGAGGCUGGAAGAGUAAAAGAUGAAAUUGAGAAACAGAGAUAUGAAGCAGUGAAAGAACAGCUUGAACAACGAGCUGAAAUCCAAAGGGAAAGAGAAAUGUUGGAGAAAAUAAGAGAUGAGUUAGAGAGAGCUAAAGAAGAUUCCGAAGAAAUACAGCUUCAGAAUGAAAAAGGGGACUUACAAAAGAAGAUGGAUGAAACAAAGCAAGAGAGGGAGAUGCUUGAGCAAAUAAAAACGGAGGUUUUGUCAGAAAGGGCCAUAUUGAAAAGACAAAUCCAUGAAAGCGCAAGAGAAAGAAAGGACUUGCAAUUGCUUCGGUGUGAGACCCUGAAGAAAAAGCAGGAGUUUGAGAAAAAGAAGGAUGAAGCUGUCAUGGAAGAGCUUGAAGGGAGAGCUGAAAUGCAGAGAGAUAGAGAGGAGAUAGAGAGAACCAAGAAGAAAAUAGAGAGGGAGUUAAAACAAGGCAGGGAUGCCACGAGUCUAGAGAGAGACGAAGUCGAACGGAUGAAGGUUGAAAUACAGAACCAGCACGAGGAAAUGACAAGAUCCAUUGAGAGGACAAAGCAAGCCAGAGACGUGAUGGAACAGAUGAAAGAUGAAAUUCAGAGAGAAAAACAACUUUUGGAGAGAAUAAGGGAAGAAACAAUAAGAGAGAAAGAACCCUAUGAAAAGGUCAAGUAUGAGCUAAACAGAGUAAAAGAAGAGAUGGAAAAACUCUGGGACGAGGUACAGAGGGACGAACAGCAAGACAGAGCCAAACUGCAGAGAGAAAAUGUGGAGUUGAAUAAGAGAAUGGAGGAAAUUAACAAAGAGAUUAACCAGAUUGAAACAAUUAAAUUUGACCUAGAGAGACAGAGAGAGGAGAUUGAAGCAAGGAUGGAGAAGACAAAGAGAGAGAUGGACAAGCUGGAACAGACGAAGGCUGAAAUACAAAGACAGAAAGAGGACAUUGAAAACAAGAUGGCAAAAACAAAGAGCGAGAAAAAGGAGAUGGAAAGGAUCAAAUCUGAGAUACAGAAGCAGAAAGAGGAAAUUGAAAACAAAAUGCAACAGGCAAAGACAGAAAUGGAUGAGAUGAAAAGUGUGAGGGAAGAUAUUCAGAGACAGAGACAAGAGAUCGAGAACAUGAUGCAAAAGGCCAAGAGAGAGAUUGGAGAGAUGGAACUAGUGAAGACUGAGAUGCAAAGGAAGAAAAAGGACCUUGAACAGAUGAUGAGAAAGACUACGAGAAGAAAGGAAGAAAUGGAAAAGAUGAAGGAUGAAAUAGAGAGAGCGGAAGAAGAUAUGGAACAAAGAAGGGAAGAGACCAAAAGGGAGAGAGAUGCAAUUGAACAGGCGAAGGCUGAAAUAGAAAGAGCAAAAGAGGAACUGGAGAUUCGUCUGGAAGAGAGCUUUAGAGAUAUUGACGAGAAGGAACAGAUGAACGCUGAGAUACAGAGAUUAAUCCAAGAGGUAGAGCGAACCAGAGAAAUGGUACGACAAACAAAAGUGGCAAUGGAAAACAGGAUGGAAGAAAGCAAUAUGGAGAUGGGUGACAAAGACAGACUGAAUGCUGUAAUCCAGAGAUUGAUUCUAGAGGUGGAACAAACCAGAGAGGUGUUAAGAAGGGUGAAAGAAGAAAUGGAACAGAGCAAGGAGGAGUUAAAAGGGGAAAAGGACAAAAUCAGACUGAUGAAGACGGAGACACAAAAAAGAAAAAAAGAGCUGGAGCAAAGGAUGGAGAAGAUCAUGCGAGAGAGGGAUGAGUUAGAACUGGUGAAGUCAAAGAUACAGAGACAAAAGGAAGAGCUGAAACAGAAGAUGGAAGAUGUAAAGGCUGAGAGUGAAAAGAUGGAACAGAUGAAAGAUGAAAUACAGAGAGCGGUUGCAGAGAUAGACCUGGCAAGGGAGGAGAUACAAAGAGAAAAAAGGAAGAUUAAAGAGGACAAUGCAAGGAAAAAUAAGCUUUUGUUGAAGGUGCACUGGAUACUGAAUGGACUCUUAUCAAGAUUUGUCGUCAUAAUUUGUCAAAACAAGUUAUAUCUAUUACUUUUAGUUUUCUUAUUUUUAUACACACAGAAUUUGCAAUAAACAAAGUGCUAUUCUAUAUUUGUCUCGGGGACAGUUGUUGUUCUUUAAGCCAGUAUUUUGUAAGUGUAAAAGCCUUGUAAUUCAUGUAUAAGCGUGUGAUUCUAAUGUAUUUCAUUUGGUUAUUUCUGCAUCUCUGUCUCUAUACAUCCACAAUUACAACAAACAUGUGUUAAUAUGUUCUCAGAUGGGAUGAAUUUGCAGUGCAGUAAUGGAUACUAGCAGUGACUGAAGGACAAAAUACACUUGAUUAUUUUGAUAUGAGCAAUGUUUCCCUUUAUGAACUUCAGUGGGGUCUGGGAUUCACUCAGUCAGUCCUAAUUUAAAAGCAUUUACAUUGCAAGGUUGGGUCAAUAAUCAGCAACGACAGUAACACAGACACAGAGGGUCAGGUUGGCCUCAGCAGACCUAAACCAUUGUUGUCGGAGGCAGCUGAAAGGGGACACUAAUAAAUGAGUCAUUACCCAGGAAAUUGCUUAUAACCUGUUCCUUGUCGUGAAUGGCAAGGAAAGUUACUCCAAGUUGGCACAAGAACUUGGCAGUGGGGCAUACACACUUGCCCCACAACAGUGGUCUGUGAGAGCUGAGUUUGAAGUUUUGCGAAAGCUUUUCAUGUCAUGUCAAAAGAAUCAAUGCACCAUGGGCCGGUUUCCUGGACUAAAAAGGAUACUCUAUGGAGACUAUCCAUACUUUUGCUUUUUAGUUCAGGAAUAGGUUUAACCCAAAGACUGAUGGUGGAGAUGCAGGAAUAAAAAGCAAUUUUCACUUACAAUUUGACAGCCACUAUUAAAAGUGCAAGAAUAUGCAAAUACAAAACAAAAAAAAAGUAAGUUUCUGACAUUGGAGGGAACAUUCAUAUUCCUGUGGAAAAGCACAGCUGCAAUGCCUGGGAAAUCCACCAAUCGCUCAUGUGCCUGGAUACUAUUUACCAUUGUUGUCAAAUUACUGUUUGCCUAUAACCCAAUAAAGACACCAUUAAUAAA